AUGCAUCGCUUUAGUCUGGAUCAACGUUUUGAAAUGCUCAAAACUUACUUUGAGUGUGACUCUGUGGUUGCCAAGACGGCGCGAAAAUUGCGUACUACAAAGUUUGGAAGAAAUGAGGCGCGUUCAAACCAAGGAAUUACGAAUUUUAUCGAUAGAGUGCGCAAAACUGGAAUGCUAGUUGACGUGAAACAUGUUCUGCAUGCUCAUCCUAGGCGUACACCUAAAGGAAUCGCUGCUAUAUCCGAAAGUGUGCGCCUUAAUGCGUCAACAUCAACUCGGCGUAGAAGUCAACAACUAGGCCUUUCCCGUACUACUCUGAGGAGGAUUAUGCACAAAGACCUCGGUAUGUUUGCCUACAAAGCCCAGCUCGUUCAGGAGUUGAAGCAAUUUGACCAUCCACAACGUUUUCGCUCCGCUGAAUUCGGCGAGGAAGGGGGUUUCGCCGCAGAAGAGGCCGAGGUAUUGGUGGCAGAGGCCGUGGGGGAAGUGUCGACAGGGGCCGUGUGGGCAGGGGCCGUGGCGGCAGCAGCCGAGGAGGCAGCAGCACCUUUCGGGGCGGUGGCCAGGGGUACGGUGGCGGUGAAGGCAAAAUUGGGGCAAGAACCAAACGAACAAAUCCCACCAGAAUUUAUUCGCCCAAGGAAAGGCGAGUUAAGGAGAAUAAGGCCAGGUGAGUCUUCUUCUGGAAAACUGGGAGAAGAACGAAUAGUUCUUUAUACAGCGAAGAGGAGAAGAUCCAGUUCUCCAGCUGAAAGGAGAAGGCCCUGGAGUGGGGAGAGAACCAGGAGGCGAAGCAGGUCCCUAUCCCCAGUUGGUAACACUUACCACCAACAACAAAAUCAAAAUAUUCUAAAUCACCAAAAUAUUCAACAUCAUCAAAACAUUCAUCAUCAUCAUAAUAUUUGGAUGCCCCCCGUGGUCAUGUAUGACCCACGCAUUCAUGGCCCAUAUGUGAAUAUGAUGAUACCAAAUGUCCGCCCCAUAAUGUAUCCCCAUCCUUAUCCUCCAAUCUUCAAUAGUAGGAGAAACCAACCCCAGAGUUCUAACCAUGAGUCUGAGGAAGCCUAA
Messenger RNA from Brassicogethes aeneus, 1068 nucleotides. NCBI's taxonomy places the organism in Eukaryota, Metazoa, Arthropoda, Insecta, Coleoptera, Nitidulidae. The record is from the annotation of a GenBank genome assembly.